Athalia rosae (coleseed sawfly) is the source of this 5631-nucleotide messenger RNA. Its product is annotated as very low-density lipoprotein receptor. The transcript has 12 exons. The record is from RefSeq and is a predicted model, not a curated record. The coding region runs from base 716 to 3409 and encodes 897 amino acids. Gene Ontology annotation, molecular function: calcium ion binding; protein binding. Lineage: Eukaryota; Metazoa; Arthropoda; Insecta; Hymenoptera; Athaliidae.
CAACCUGGACUAAACGGAAUACGAAAAUCACCGGUAAAGCAUAGAUCUCAUCGACUCGUGUACGUACCACCGGCCGCUACACAAGCCCCCAGGUUUCCAGUCAAUCUCGCAAAGCCGAGGACGCGAUUGUUGGAAGUGCUCUACGGCUACGGGCAGGCAUAGGCAUAGGCAUACCUACGUUUCUAGUCAUAGGCAGAGGCACGGAAGGUUGAAAAGACAACGCUACAAAAUACUCACAACGGUGCGCGCGCCGGUGGCGCGAUUCGGUGCGUCACACACAGUUCCUCCCGUGUCGCCCGGGCGAGUGAGACGUGCAUAGACGGGGCGGGCCUACAUGCCAUUGACCACCAUUCUUCAAUUUUUUACCCCUUACGGCAUUAGGGAGACACGGUUGUAGAGGAGAAGUCACCCCACUGUGUCCCACCUUGCCUCUCAUAGUAAAUACCGAGGUAUAAUUCUGGCGAGUCGUGCUCGCUCAUCGUCAGUCAAAUAAUGUCUCGCGUGUGAUUGAAAAAUAAAUACCCUAUACUUUUUUUUUAUUUCCUCUUAUACCAACAUUGUGUUUAUAAAACAUACAAGGGAGUUUGGGUGCGAGGGAGGUGGCGGUGGUUCACCACCGAACUAUAAGGGAGUAUAAAAACAGCCACCGAAAAAGAAGAGGGUGAAAUCCAACGGAACAGUGGUGCGUGUUUCGGGGAAAAGACGGAGGGUGAACAUGGGGUGGAGCAAUAUUUUCGGGCUUCUAGUAGCCUUGUCGCCUGUUAUUAUCACGCUAAUUUCUAUCGUUGAUACCGUCGAAGGUUCUUCAACACAAAGUGAGACCGCCUGUCCCCUGCGACAAUAUCGAUGCGGUAAUGGCAACUGCAUCCCAGUCACUUGGGUUUGCGACGGCGACGACGAUUGCGAGGAUGGUUCAGACGAAGGUCCGGAAGAGUGCAAGUCGACCAAAGCCUGUACGGACACGGAAUUCAGGUGUACAAACGGACGCUGCAUCCCGGCACAUUGGCACUGCGACGGUGAGAAGGACUGUCCCGAUGACUCCGAUGAGAAUCCCAGCGUCUGCAGAAACAAGAAUUGCACUGCUGAACAGUUCACGUGCCGCGGAGGCAUCGGAGAGUGCGUACCGUUGACCUGGAUGUGCGAUGAAACUCCGGAUUGCGUCGACCGUUCGGACGAGAGUGACUGCAAUGACACCUGCCGCGCCGACGAAUUCACCUGUGAAAACAAGCACUGCAUUCAACCACGUUGGGUCUGUGACCACGAUGAUGAUUGUGGGGACAACAGCGAUGAAAAAGAUUGUCCGGCAUCGACGUGUCAGCCUGGCAGCGAUUUUGCUUGCUCUGAAAAUUACUGUAUCGCAUCUCGAUGGCGAUGCGACGGAGAUGUGGAUUGUCCAGAUGGUUCCGACGAAGUUGGAUGUAAGGAUCGUCCAGGUCGAGAACGAUUGAACCACUGUGCUGCCCAUGAAUUUUCCUGUGGUGAUCACGUUACUUGCAUACAUCAGAGUUGGGUCUGUGAUGGUGAUAAAGAUUGCUCCGACGGGUCAGAUGAAGCGUCGAGUCGAUGUGGCACAAUCACUUGUAGACCUGAUCAGUUCCAAUGCUCAGAUCGAACCUGCAUCUCGGGCCACUUAUCCUGCAAUGGAAAAACCGAUUGUCCCGAUGGAGUGGAUGAAAAGAAUUGUUCAACGCCAACAGUUGUCUGCGAUCCCUUGAAACAAUUUGACUGCGGUAAUGGAUCUUGCAUUCCACUGAGCAGUGUUUGCAAUAACAAGCCUGAUUGUCUGGGAUGGGAAGAUGAACCGCGCGAUCUUUGCAAGAAAAACGAAUGUCUUGUGCACAACGGUGGUUGUUCGCAGAUUUGUGUUGAUCUUCCAAUCGGUUUUCGAUGCGAAUGUAAAAGUGGAUACCGACUAAUGGAUAAUCGGACUUGCGAUGAUAUCGACGAAUGCAUGGAGCCAGGAAGUUGUUCGCAAUUUUGCACAAACGAAAAAGGUGGAUUUAAAUGCAGUUGUGCUCCAGGAUAUCAAAGAGAUCCCAGAGACUUGACUCGCUGUAAAGCAUCCGAGGGUCACGCUAGCUUAUUAUUUGCUAGGCGUCAUGAUAUCCGCAAAGUAGCUCUGGACCGCCAAGAGAUGACAGCAAUUGUUAAUAAUACCAUGAUGGCUACAGCCCUGGAUUUCGUCUUUCGAACUGGUAUGAUUUUUUGGAGUGACAACAAUGAGAAGAAAAUUUACAAAGCUCCUAUCGACGAAGGUAACGAACGGACCGUUGUCAUUGACCGUGAUUUAACCACAGCCGAUGGUCUUGCGGUCGAUUGGAUUUAUAAUCAUAUAUACUGGACGGAUGCUGAGAAAAAUACCAUCGAAUUAGCAAACUUCGAAGGUAAUAUGAAAAAGACUUUGAUAAAGGAUCGGGUUCAAGAACCUCGUGCAAUUGCUGUUAAUCCACUCGAGGGUUGGAUGUAUUGGACAGACUGGGGUGACGAGGCACGAAUCGAGAGAGCUGGCAUGGAUGGCUCCCAUCGUAUGAUAAUUGUUGGAACUGAAGUUCGAUGGCCAAAUGGAUUGACGUUGGAUUUGGUCGACAAAAAAGUGUACUGGGUGGAUGCAAAAUUAAACAUAAUUGGUUCUUGUAACUAUGAUGGAUCUGGACGGCAUACUGUGUUAUACUCACCGGAAGUUGUAAGACAUCCGUUCAGCAUUACGACUUUUGAAGAUUAUAUCUAUUGGACGGAUUGGGACAAUGAAGCUAUUUUCAAAGCAAACAAAUUCACGGGCAAAGAAGUUGAAGCGAUUACUUCUUUAAGAUCUAUUCAACACCCAAUGGCUGUUCAUGUUUAUCAUCCAUACCGACAACCUGAUGGAAAAAAUCAGUGCCAAGCAGUGAAUGGGCAUUGUAGCCAUCUCUGCCUACCAGCUCCAAAGAUCAAUUCAAAAUCACCUCUACUCAGCUGUGCCUGUCCAGAUGGGCUCAGGCUCUUAGCGGAUGGUCUAAUGUGCGUUGAGAACGUAACGACAACAGUUGCACCAACGACCCAAACUGUCACAGAGCCAUUCAAGAAGCUUGUGCCUACGAAAAUUCCAGUUAUAGACAGACCUACUAAUGACACAGAGGGCAUUGGAGGAGGUGGUUCUACAGAGGAAGUAACCGAUCGUGGCUUAGUAGCUGCAAUUGUGAUUGCAGUGGUAUCACUGGGCUUAGCAUUACUAGCUCUGGUAGCUUUCUUGUGCUACAGGCACUAUCUCCAUCGCAACGUCACAAGCAUGAACUUUGACAAUCCUGUAUAUAGAAAAACCACCGAAGAUCAAUUCAGUCUGGAGAAGAACCGGUUCCCCCUUCCUGCUGCCCCUGUUAGCGAAGAGGCGCAGGAACCAUUAACGAGCCCUGGUACCAAUGACUACGUUUAAGACUUACGCGGUUUUGCUAUGGGGCUCUACAGCAGGUCAAGAAGCAAACAAAAAUUAUCGUUGAAAUCAAAAAUAAUCGUCAAAAUCAAAUUGCGUUUGCGAAUCACGCCUGUCCAAAUGCCCGCCCCCGCACACUUGCCUGCCUGCCAACUCAGCUGUGAUUAUGUUUACUUUUUGUACUGUGUUUGUUAAUUUGGAAACCGAAAAAACUCGCGCCACUUUAUAUGAUUCGUCCGUACGAAUUGCACUUUUGCUGUUAAAUGUAAAAGGAGGAAAUUUUUUAGUCCAACGAUCUUUGCUGUUGAUGUUUCACAACAGGAUAAAGAUACAUUUUUCCCACUUGAUACAGCGAUAAAUUUUCACACCCAAAUAUCAUUUGGUUUUAUACUUAGUGAAUAACAUCACAUGUUACUCGUGUUAGUCAACAAUGACAAUGACUGAUGAUAACUGAAUUUUAUCACUCUCAGACGUUUUGAUUUUUAAAUUAUGCCAGGUCAGGAUACGUCCAAGUAUGAUACGUGUGACGAAGAAUAUAACUUCGUUUUGGCAUGAGAAGCAUUUGUUAGAUAAUAACGCGAAAUUGAUCGUUUGUGAUCAACUACGAAUUCUGUUUGUUUGCUAGAAGUCAUUUAUUGACUUUUGUUCAGUUCAAUAAUCUUAUUUAUAGUACGCUCUACCGAAUUUGCCAUAGUAUUAAUAUUUUUUGCAGCUUGGAUCAAUAAUUUCUCCUUUUAUCUUUAUCAAGCAAAGUCUUUGAGCGGCACUUGGUACGUCCAAAAUAUACCUAGUGGCUGCUCAUUUCGUGAUGAGUAGCUCAUAUCACAAAAACCAUUUCAGUUAUAAUCUUUUAGUUGAUUUUCGUAACGAUUACGUACUAGAAUAAAUUAAAAGCGGCAUAGAUAUAAUAAGAGCAGCUCAAUGACACUAAGUGUGACUGUGCGUUUGUUAGUUAAUCAAUGCUACGGUAAGGUUCUCGACCUACUAAAAGUCAGUGUACGAGUAUGUGUAUAGAAGUAUAGUCUCGAAAAAUAAGGAUUACAUACUUAUUAUUAAUAUUAUUAAUUAUUAUAUUAUAUUGUACUAUUCGAUGUCAGACUUUUGUGUUUUAUUGGGAAAUUUUAGAUAUUUCGAAAUAUUAUCCAGUCUAGAUGCCCGGCGUUAGUGCACGCUAAUGAACAAUUGGGCAGCAAUUUUGCCUACACUGUAGAAAAUUUGAUUCGUCAGAAACGUGAUACUCUGAGUAAAAAAAAAAGCGUGAUCGAAAGAAAUUAUUCGAAGUUAAUUUUAGCCAAAGAAAUUAUCAAUCUUAUUUAACUAUUGAAAUUAACUUAAUCAUUAUAUUUUUAACAUUAUUUAAAAAGAAUAACAUUAUUCAUUCCCAUAAAAUAAUGAGAGGUAUUUUACAUAUUCAUCGAUUAAUGAUUCUCAUUUGCAUAGAAGUACGUUGAAGCUCUUGUAGCCCAAUAUCUAUCCUAGGGUAUUUCUAGCAUGAAGAUUUAUAUGGUAGUUUUUCUUUAUUCUUCGUUGGAAAAUUCACAAGUCAUGAAAUGUAUUUCUGCAGUAUACGUGAUGGCAUGUUUAAAUGUUAUCUUUGAUAGUUAAAGCAUUAAUUGUGCAACAUGAUCAAACGAACGAAAGUAAAUGCACUGGCAGAAGUUUUGAGUAUUCAAAAGUUAUUUACACUAGUGAUAGUCACAUACUAUGGCUCAACUUGAUGCUCAAGAUUUGAUUUGUCCGCAGCAUCGGUCUAAUUGUUUGAAAAAAAACCAGACAGUUGUUUGCCUAUUAAUUACAUAGCAAUUUCUAUCCACUGAGAUACGCAUAUAUAUUGAUAGAUGGAUACCAGAUGAAUGGCAAAGUGAGAAAUGCAAGAAUGAAAUUUUGCAAAUUUGAAAAUUAAAGCAGCAAGUUGAUGGAGAAAAUGUCGUGUGAAAGAUUGAAUUUUAUUGUAUGUGUGAGACAGCAUAUCCUAGCCAUUCUCCCGCCAAAAUCGUGUCAAACAUUGUUUCGAUAUACAUUAUUAUCACUAGCUAGAUAUGGGUAUAUAUGUAUAAAUAUACACACAUCCGUAUUUAUAUCUAUAUAUAUGUACGCAUAUAUAUAUACAUAUAUAUAAAUAAUUAUAAGUCAUACUAUAAUUGUAACUGUCACAUUAUUAUCGUAAUUAUGUAAAAUGUAAAAUUUGUAAAUAAGUAAAGAAAAAUAUAUGUAUAAUGAAAUAA